GAAUGCAGUUUUUCUUGUCACUAAAAUAGAUGUCAUGGGUUCUAAGAACACACCUUCGUAUAUCUUAUAAUUUGAGUGUCCUUAUUAUUUAUAGAGCGACUGAGGCGAUUAGACGAAGGUAUCGAAGCCGCGUUGCGAGCUAAAGCUGCAAUUGUAGGAGAAGUAUUAGGAGUUCCUGAAACUUUACAGCAACAUUUCUCUGAACUCGCCAUUGCCGAUACACUUGGACAAGUCGACGUUCGAAACGAGUUGCGAGCGACUCGCCAAUCUUCAAUGGAGAGUAGCGAGGAGGAGCUCACUGACUCGCCCGAUGUUAGACAACUACUGUUGGCUGCGCAUGCGCAAGCGAGUCAGUUGACGCAAGCGAUAUCUCGCGCGUUAUCAGUGAACGAGGCGGCCGCGCUCGCAGCACGUACGAGACGAGGACGAUGCGAUAGAUGCAGGCAACGAACGGAUUCUAAUGAAUCUUCUGAGAAAGUGGUGGCAGGUGAAUUAUUAGACCCAGCGUUGGAGAAACAAGUGGCGGAUUCGAUGUCAGCGUUAGAGAGGGGACUACAUUCUGAACCAACGAUAGAUGCGACCGAUGUGGAGGGCGAUGCGGAGAGAGCGCUAGAGAGUAACGCGUCAGCGGCCAUACUGGCGGCGAGAGUGUCAUCGCUGAGUAGCGGACUUCAAGGCGCUGUAAGGGGAUUAUUGGAUGCCCUCCCCGCAAUAGAAUUACGAGCCGUACAAGCGAGGAGACAACUAGCAUUAGCCAGGGAACGGGAGGACAGGAUACAUCACGCAGAUUACCAAAUGACAGAUGAGAUAUACUUUCUCAAACCGGAAGCAGAACAACCUAUACAGGUAAUUUCAUCAUAAUUAUAAUCAUAUUCAUCAUAUUCAUAAAUGGAUUUUAUCAAAAUCGUUGUAACAAUAAUUUGUUUACCUACCUAAUUGCUGACUUAAGCAGCGGUUCGUA
Molecule: messenger RNA, 961 nt
Organism: Diatraea saccharalis (sugarcane borer)
Lineage: Eukaryota; Metazoa; Arthropoda; Insecta; Lepidoptera; Crambidae
Source: the annotation of a GenBank genome assembly